Cephus cinctus (wheat stem sawfly) is the source of this 445-nucleotide messenger RNA. Its product is annotated as serine/arginine-rich splicing factor RS2Z32-like. The transcript has 3 exons. Gene Ontology annotation, molecular function: zinc ion binding; nucleic acid binding. NCBI's taxonomy places the organism in Eukaryota, Metazoa, Arthropoda, Insecta, Hymenoptera, Cephidae. The coding region runs from base 43 to 435 and encodes 130 amino acids. The record is from RefSeq and is a predicted model, not a curated record.
CUUAAUAAGGCCGAAACAAACGCCUUAAGAGAGGACUUAGAAAUGAGGAACAGACAGUUGGAGGAGGCGAAUAAAAAGAUCGAGGCUCUUAAAAACGCAGCAAGAGGUAACGGUAAAGAGUCACACGAGAAAAGAGAGACCCAAGCAUAUACUGCAAGGCCAAAAGACAGCCGAUGUCAUAGAUGCGGCGUGUUCGGCCAUUGGGAAGGAGAUUGUAACAUACCGCAAAGCCACUGGAUCUGUUACAAAUGUAACAUGAUACACGAGAAAAGAGGAAGAUGCCAGAACCGUGAGCAAUCCGGAGGGAAGUUUAAUGCAAAAAGAGGUAACAAUAGAGGUAGAAUUUAUAAAAGAGGUAGAGGAGGCCCCAAAAGAAACGACAAGCUAACACAAGUAGCACUUGCAGCAGCACAAACAGCACUCGCAGAACAAUAGAAACAACAGA